AUGGUUAUCAAAAGAGAAUCUUCGGCCGACUUGGCAAGUGUAGGCUUACAUAAUGGCUUGUUCUCCAAGUCUCAGGACGAGGGGGGAUUACAAGAGAAACGAUAUGAGAUGAGAUCUAGAACAAGCCGGUCAAAAUUUGACGAAUGUCGAACUAAUGCGAAUAGUAUGGGAGGCAUGAUGUCUUCAGAUCCAAAAGAAUUACAGAUAAUCUCACCGUUGAAAGUUUCACCAGAAAACACUAACAAAGGGGAGCUAUUGGUGGAUGUAGAGACACUUGGAGAAGCAGACGAAGAAAACACGUCUACCGGAAUAAGCGAACUUUUAAACGGGAGUUCACCCGACGUGUCCAACGACACCAGUCAUGCAUCCGAUAGUGAGAGAAUGGAAGUGAAGCCAGCGACCAAACCCUCCAAACCCCCGUUCAGUUACAACGCCCUGAUCAUGAUGGCCAUCCGUUCUAGUCCCGGGAAACGACUGACGCUCAACGGUAUUUACCAGUUCAUCAUGACCAACUACCCUUACUACCGUGAAAAGAAACAAGGCUGGCAGAACUCCAUCCGCCACAAUCUCAGCCUGAACAAGUGUUUUGUCAAGGUGCCCCGCCAUUACGAGGAUCCGGGGAAGGGGAAUUACUGGAUGCUGGAUCCGUCCAGUGACGAUGUGUUCAUCGGCGGAACCACCGGUAAACUCCGCAGACGAUCUGCUCAUAGGGCCAGACAUUACUCAUUUAAACCAACGGGGUUUCCUAUUUUGCAGUCUGAACCGGAUUUUGGAUAUCCAGGCUACUACAACCCGUACCCGAUAUCCUCCCAGCCAUUAAUGCAAACUUGGUCUCCUGUCGUAUUAGACAGGAGAUCUUAUGUCAUGGCAACGCCUGGGUAUAACAGCAGAUUUCCGUCUUUUCCCAUGCCGUUUGCUGAAAAACAGCCUCCAAGGCGCCAUACAGACUUCUCUGUUGACAGUAUACUUAGUGAGGAGAAGAAAGACACAAAAUUAUUUGUAAACAGCCUGGUAGGAAGGUAUUUUGAGGCUCCAGCUAAAGGGAGCACACUGGACACAAAUUUUACUCAGCAGUUACUAUAA
Messenger RNA from Liolophura sinensis, 1083 nucleotides. Its product is annotated as forkhead box protein fkh-2-like. The record is from RefSeq and is a predicted model, not a curated record. Gene Ontology annotation, biological process: regulation of transcription by RNA polymerase II. The transcript has a single exon. Lineage: Eukaryota; Metazoa; Mollusca; Polyplacophora; Chitonida; Chitonidae. Gene Ontology annotation, molecular function: sequence-specific double-stranded DNA binding; DNA-binding transcription factor activity. Gene Ontology annotation, cellular component: nucleus. The coding region runs from base 1 to 1083 and encodes 360 amino acids.